AUGUCAGCGAAUAAGACGCCACUUGGAGGCGAGCUUCGUCGCCCUGCACCCGCAGGAGCCUCCUUAGAGACGCCGCGCAACAGGCGAUGGGCUAGCCGAAAGAAAACUCCAGCGCGAAGGGGAGGAGAGGAAGUGGCUGAUGCCGAUGCAAAUGCAGGUGCUGUGCGGGAGGAGGUGGCAGAUGCGCUUCGGGACCCAGGACACGCUCAGGGCGGACAGGCCGCUCAAGCUGGGCAACAUGGCGCUGCGAAUAUUCUCGGUGGAGAAGGGAGGGAAGGCCUGCCGCCGCCGCCGAACAACCGCGAUCGUCGACAGGACUGUAUCAAUGCGCUCCGGGCGUUGAUGGUCCUGAUCUGGAGGUUGAUCACGUUCGCGAUGAUACAUGUUGCUGCUUGGAUGACCUUGCUGAAGCGACGCCGACCCAAGCUCUUCUGGUCCCUUCUGUUCGCUCUCCUGCUACUACUGCUCGCUGGUUUCAUCUCCAUGCGCAGCGCACCACGUCCUCUGCGCUUGCAUCGCAACAUGGAUCCAGACUACGUGAACUCAGCGUCUAUGUCCCAAGAGCAGGAGGCGGAGCAACUUGUGCAAGUAAAGGAAUGGACGCGAAGGAUGCGCGAGAUGCGUGGAAAGGGGGCCGAUUGGGAAGACGUGGAUUGGGAACACGCAGACAUCACGUGGGGUGAUGAAAUGGAUUAG
Parastagonospora nodorum SN15 is the source of this 696-nucleotide messenger RNA. RefSeq lists its product as hypothetical. Lineage: Eukaryota; Fungi; Ascomycota; Dothideomycetes; Pleosporales; Phaeosphaeriaceae. The record is from RefSeq and is a predicted model, not a curated record. Bases 1 to 696 code for a protein of 231 amino acids. The transcript is spliced from 2 exons.